AUGUUUCUGGAUAGGAUGUAUCCAUCCGGAUCCAGCACAUUCAGUGGUGGACCGGGUCCUGUCCGCAAAGGAGCGGAUAUAUCACUUGAAGCAGUAAAUGAGUGGAAAAUACAAGAAAUCGGUUAUGACGGAGUAGAAAAGUAUAUAAAACCACCAUCGUUUUCUGACAAUGUUGGUAAACUAGCCCGACAAGUGGACUGGCAGAAGUUGAUAGGAUCAGAUGCCGUUUAUGAUAAUCCAAAUGCGGUGAAGAGUGAAGCGGAAGAUGAAGAAGAGACCGUUGAAACAAAACCAGUCGAGAUUGAAGAGCGAGUUGUUCCAGAAGCUGGACCUUGGCACAGUGUCGCGAAAUACCUUCAUGAGUCCCUGCAACAGUUCAACGUACUCCUUGACAAUCUUGCUAUCAUGCGAGCCACUGACUACAUGAAACCACUGACAAUCCUUGAUCCUAUACAUGCGGAAUCUGCACCAAUGCAAGCUGAGAAUGCGGCGGCUAGUAAAGCUACUCAGUGGGUGUGGAAAAGAAAGGCUCUACUGGAAGCAAUGAGAGUUCUAGAGCUAGCACAGGGACUCAGGAACGUAGAGGUGGAAGACGAGGCACAUCAGCAGAAGAGCCAGUUUUUCAUGGAGUUGACGAAGAUGCGUGAAUACUGGAGGGUCCGAAAGACGGGUGAUCAUAUCUAUGGAGAUUUGGGCUAUAGGAUAUUCGGGUCGAAAUAUAAUGCAAGAGAGCUGUUCGACAUCACAAGGAGAUCUCUCACACCUGGAACGUCAUUUGACGCGAAUACCUCUGUUUUGCAGGUCUCGGUGCCUCGUGAUCUCACCCGUCGCUCGACAUUGGCUGUGACGAUUGUGAAAGACGAUUACACUAAUCGCGAUUUGUUUGCUAGCCUUGAUGAUCAUCAGUUUGAAUAUAUGAAGGUGGAUAGCAGCAAAAUAGAGUCGAUACAUUGGGCAGAUGCGUUGAAGUGGGCACAAGAGACGCUUAUAUGCAAGGAUAUCUUCAAUACUCUAUGCUCCGAUGCUGUACAACUAAGAAAUCGUCUAUCAACAGUUCGUGACGGCGUGCUUCUCGUCAGGCUAUACAAUGAGUAUCUUUUGCGAGUGGAGCUGAAAUAUCAUCCUUUCAAAGAGGGCGAACUUGUUGAAGAAGGAUGCCCUUACCUCAACAGAUCUUUGAGGGAAAUGAUGGUCGCACAAGAAUGUACUCGAUGGGUCCGUCCGCAAACGUUUGUAUCGCUGCCAUUGACGACCCUUAGUGAGGCUCUCGAUGCACGUGGUCCAAGAGCAUUCACUGCCCGAGAGAUAGAAAGCAGAGCUUAUAAGCCUCAGUUCUUAUUAGAAAAAUUGAUCACGGUGGCAUCUCACUAUUCUUUGGUGAAGAUGGCACGUGAAACAUUGGAAGAAUUCAUGAGCGCAACUCGCGAUCCGCAGGUGCAUUGGCGGUGGCUGCGUUGUUCUCCAAUCAGCUCUCAGUUCAUGGUGAUAAUGACGAAUCGGAAUUUCGAUUAUGUCGUUGGGAAAGUCACUUAUUACAUCCGUGUGACAGCCGAUGCUAUCAGCUUGAUCUCAAAAGACGGACACAAUAUGGACUGUUACCGUGAUCCUCAUCAACUGAUGUAUGCUCUCAAAUACAUGGCAUGUACUUUUUCCGUCACAUCCAUAUCAACCCUGGGAAAGGUGAUGUGGUUCUAUCAACUUCUACAUGCAAAUAUGAAUGCGACUGAUGAGCACGGAAGGCCAGCGCCAACCUUGUAUAUGCUCAAUCCGGAUGCUACCAUGGAAGUUUUUGUACGAUUUGGGAUUGAUCAGAAUCCGUUGAUACAAGUGAGGAAGUUCCAGGGAGCUACAAAAUAUGACGACCAAGUGCACAUUCCAUUCACAACGUUGAAUUAUGAUCGAUUAAGAGGAAGUACGUUAUGUAAAAAGAUGGAUAAUCUGUUCGCCGCAUUUAGAGAUAUCGAUGAUUGAUGUAUAGCCGGAUUGGAUCCUGCACAAAUUGUCAUGUAUAUAUUGUUUCUUUGCAUUGCUGAAUUAUGGGUUCUGAAGAAUUUUUAUCAUAAUUACUUCUAUGUUACGAAAAUCAUGGAAAUACAACAGUCAAAAGC
Molecule: messenger RNA, 2108 nt
Organism: Cylicocyclus nassatus
Lineage: Eukaryota; Metazoa; Nematoda; Chromadorea; Rhabditida; Strongylidae
Source: the annotation of a GenBank genome assembly